Molecule: messenger RNA, 3862 nt
Organism: Mizuhopecten yessoensis (Yesso scallop)
Lineage: Eukaryota; Metazoa; Mollusca; Bivalvia; Pectinida; Pectinidae
Product: toll-like receptor 7
Exons: 1
Coding region: 25-2262 (745 amino acids)
Biological process (GO): signal transduction
Molecular function (GO): protein binding
Source: RefSeq, a predicted model, not a curated record
CGGAGGGUGUAAUAUAAAUAUGCUAUGACCAAGGAAAGCAUUAUGUAUUCUGUAAGCGUUAUUUUACUAUUCCUUGCAUCAUACUCCAUAGCUGUAGAGAAUGUGGUGACCUAUACAUCAUGGCGACUUGAGAACAUGACAGAUCUCAUCUGUCCGGACAGUUGUGGUCAGGAUACCGAGUGUUGCGCAUGUGAAAACAAACGAUCAUGGGAACUUGAAGGCCAAGUAGUAAACCUCCAUGUUAAAUAUACAGAUAUCCGAGGAUCAUCUAUCGCUUACAUUCAUUGGGAUGAUUUUAAUAACAAUUAUACCAGGUUAUCUCACGUUAACGGACGCUUACGGAAACUUCCAACGAAUAUAUGCAGUUUUCCAUUAACUGUGGAACUAGUACUGGACAACAAUGAGAUAGAAACCCUUAACGGAAUUAACUGCCUCUCCAAUCUGGACUCCCUCUACUUAACCCACAAUAAUCUGGAAAUAAUACGUAACUCAACAUUCCAAAACCUAAAAGGUUUACGUAACCUGUACCUCGGUAACAACAAAAUCGCAAGAAUUGAACCAAAUUCGUUUAAUCUUGGUGGCGGUCAGUAUAUUUUAAAUAUCGACAUAUCCAGCAAUCAACUUGAAUCUAUAGACGUUACAAAUUUCGUUUUAAAAGCAUUUUGUAAAAUAUCAUAUUCCAAUAACAAAAAAUCGCUGCAAAUUGAAAAUAAGCUCAAUUACAAGACAGUGCCGAACGAAAAAAAUGGAUGUGGUGGUGUUAUUGAAUUUGAAAAUGUAUCCUUCCAUACUUUCUUCAACUAUUCUGAUUUCGGUUUAGAUGCAUGGAAUCAGAUAUACAAGAAUUUGGAUUUGUCCAUGUCAUUGAUAAGUGAUCAACUGACGUGCGAUUGCAAUAUGGCUGAGCUGUUUUCUGACGGCACAUCAAUUGCCGUAAUUGGGAAAUUCUGGCAGCAAUUGGCAGAGUAUGUUUGUGAAAGACCAGACGAAUUAAACGGUACUAAAUUGAUUGACAUCUACAAGACAAAUCCAGAAAAACUGGAUCUCCUGAUAUGCAACAUUACAGACUCCUGUCCAAGAAAGUGUCAUUGUUUUAACCAACCUAGUCAAGACCGGGUUGUUGUCGACUGUCAGGGACAGAAUCUUAAAACAAUGCCGGAAAAUCUGCCGUGGGGGAACGGGGACAGAUUGGAACUACUCCUGGCGGGAAAUAAUAUUCAACAGAUGGAAUUCAGACCCUACCUUAGUCGUGUAGCAGAAUUAGACCUUUCUGGAAAUCCGCUCUCACACAUCUCUGAAAUUGCAGCAUCAGUUUUUCCCGACGAUGCUAAGCUGAAUGCAACAGGAAAUAAAUUGUCAUCAAUACCACGUCAUUUUCAGAACAGAAAUCCUACUUAUCUUUUGUUAGGAUAUAUUCUUAUUACGUGUUCCUGUGAUGAUCUGUGGAUGAAAACUUGGCUUUCGUUUUAUCAUGAAGAAGAAAGUCACACCUCAUACAUAUGUCAGAACUUGGGAGGUAAAGACAUCACGUUGGCUGAUUUCACGUUGUUAGAUUGUUCCCCGGACUCUUCAGAACUGAACAUCAUUCUAGGAAGCCUUACAUGUUUUGUAGUUAUUAUCAUAGUGUUUAUUUUAGGGCGUUUGUUUUUGUUUCCAGAAAUAUACAUUAUAUAUCGCCGUAGACUUCGUCGUUCAGUGAGGUCGCGGGAAUUCGACUAUGAUGCAUAUAUAUCAUUUUACGACGAGGAUGACCAACAGCGGAAGUGGGUUUUGAGGAACCUGGCCAAAUACUUGGAAACGCUCGGAUAUAACUUAUUCAUUCCUGUACGGGAUGCUGACCUCGCCUUCGCUAGAGACGAAUACCUCAGGAGUAGAAUACAGACGUGCAGAAGUUUUAUCGUCAUUCUAUCGGAAAAAUAUUUCAGAGAAGAUAGAGAUGAAGUGGAAAUAACACAACAAGCAUUCACUCAAUUUGAAUUCAACACUAUAUGGAGACUGUACAGAAAUGACAUGCGACGAAAUCUGAUCAUUAUUAACUUCGAUAAUUUGUCAGCCAGAGAUAUUAGCAAUCGUUGGGUAAAAGCAUGUUGUCGUGUUGGUGAAAUAGAAAAUUUUACCGAGCGACAAGGUCUACUUAUGGAAAUCAUUGAACGGAAAAUGUCACCACCUUGCGGAAAAGAUAACGAAGCCGAUAUCGUUGGACUUCCUUACCGAUGUCCGUAUGAUUUUAAUGCCAGACAUGUAUUCGACGGAGAAAAGUAGAUGUCUAACGUUAGUUCAUCUAUAGGUUCUAUGUCGUACCCGUUUUUACGUCAUUAAACGUUCUUAUGUUGCAGUAAAGUAUAAUGACACGUUUUCGCGUGCUCUACAAAUAUAAUGUUAUCAACCGUUGGGUAUAGAAGAUUUAACUGAUCGGCAAAGCCUACUCAUUGAACGGGAAAUGUCGCCUCCGUACUUCAUCCAUACAAAGAAAGAAAUAUAGGAUCGAUCGGCAAAGUGUAUCACGGUAUGGGGAUACGACGGUAACAAUUCUACCGGAUGUCAGAAUAACUGUUAAAGGGGAAAUAUCAUCUAGGAAAGAUGUUGGUUCUCAGAAACAUUUACCUACUGAUAUCGUACUGUGUGCAGUUUGACAUUCUCCCUACGGUACUCUCUUGCGUGUAUACUCUAAGUAAUCCUAUUUAUUUCUAUUCGAACCCAACCAUAAAAACAAAUAUCUCAUUACAUGUAUAUAUUAUGAUAUUGAUAACUCUUGUUUGGGAUGUAAAUUCGAAGCGAUCAACAUGUGUUAUGUAGAAAAAUCAGACACACUUACAAUGUGUUGUCGGUCGACAGCGUGAUACUGUGCAUGUUUACUUCUCACUGGAAGGGGAUAUUUAUCAACGGCUUUAUGAAAAGAAAAACUUACCACACUGGACGUUGGUUUCAAGUUAUGUCAUUAUCAUCUACGUAAAGUAUCGUUAGGAGGUAUUUGUUCCGUAUCUAAUCGAUUGUAAAGGUGUUAUUUGACUAAAUAGCCCCUUCAGUAACGUAAUAAAUAGAAGAUUUAAUUAUUUUCCCGCUGAAUACCGUAAAUAUUUCAUUCGUACGGCAGAAUAUCGAUAUUCUGUCAUACUCGUGAAAUAUAUAUGGGAAACCAUUUAAAUCACUAUAUAAUUCCUUGGUAGCCUGCACUUUAAAAAGUUUUAUAUAAAUAUUUCGUCAUUUGCGGUGGUAUGUAUACAACUUUCAGUUUUUCUAUCAUUUAUUGAUGUGAAAUAGCAGACGUCGUCACAAAAUUAAGAAAAAAGUGUAUUUGACUCGAUGCCUGAGCUUCACGGCAACCCCACUUCCCGUAUAUCUACAUGUAUGAAGUCCUUUCAUGAGACAGUGACUAAGAUAUGAUGGGGAAAACCUUAUUACACUAUAUUUUAAGACCUGUGGUCAAGGCGUAAGGUGAAAUUUAAGUGACGAUGACUACUUAAGGAUGCGAGAUCCCACCUUCCCUGGAAGAUCGAUACUUAAGUCAACACGAAGGCACGCACGCACGUCCGUCCUUCAGUCUUUACGCCUGUACGGACGGUGCGAAUACUAUAAACCUCCGACUUCUGCGAAGCGGGAAUAUAAAAACAAUGCCAUAUUUGCAUUUCACUGUCAAUACAUAAGGUCUUUAAAUUAAUUUCUGCAGAGUCAAAUAUGUGUUACUAGAUAUGGGUCAUUUUUAACACUAUGUGAUAUUGUUACACUGAAAAACAAUCACGUUAUGUAGACAAUGUCAAAAGUAACAGUGUUUCUUAACUGCAAAAACACCUGAAAUGAUGCCAACAAAAAGGUGCUUUUUAUUCCAUCUCCAUUAUCUUGUGAUUUCCGUUUGCUAUUAUGA